Chelonia mydas (Green sea turtle) is the source of this 1648-nucleotide messenger RNA. RefSeq names its product ADRM1 26S proteasome ubiquitin receptor (gene ADRM1). Gene Ontology annotation, molecular function: ubiquitin binding; proteasome binding; endopeptidase activator activity. The record is from RefSeq and is a predicted model, not a curated record. Gene Ontology annotation, cellular component: nucleus; cytoplasm; proteasome regulatory particle, lid subcomplex. The transcript has 10 exons. Gene Ontology annotation, biological process: ubiquitin-dependent protein catabolic process. Bases 152 to 1525 code for a protein of 457 amino acids. NCBI's taxonomy places the organism in Eukaryota, Metazoa, Chordata, Testudines, Cheloniidae.
CUCGGGAGCGACUCAGCCGCUCGCUGGCCUCGUCGCCGUCGCUCUGGGCUUCGCGCGCUGGCCGAUGCGGUGGCGCUCGAUGCCAUUUGCGUGUCCAGCCGCCUGACUUCGUAACGGCGCAAAUUAGAUGCGCAACUCAUGCCCUUAAGUUAUGUCAGGUAGCGCUCCUGGUAAUACCGGGCUCGCUUCCGCAGUAGCCGCGAAAGCGCCUUGCAAAGGAGGUCAGUAUCACCCCUGUCUUACAGGUGGGGAAACUGAGGACCAGGGAGAUGAAGGGACUUGCCCAAGGUCACCUACCAGGAUGUCUUCAGGUGCGUUGUUUCCAAGCCUGGUGCCAGGCUCCCGUGGCUCAUCCAGCAAAUAUUUGGUGGAAUUUCGGGCAGGAAAGAUGUCUCUGAAAGGCAGUACUGUAACUCCAGAUAAACGAAAAGGCCUUGUUUACAUCCAGCAAACUGAUGAUUCCCUCAUUCACUUUUGUUGGAAGGACAGGACUUCUGGAAAUGUUGAAGAUGACUUGAUUAUCUUUCCUGAUGACUGUGAAUUUAAGAGGGUACCUCAGUGCACUACUGGUCGUGUGUAUGUGCUGAAGUUCAAGGCAGGAUCAAAGCGACUUUUCUUCUGGAUGCAGGAACCGAAGACUGAUAAAGAUGAGGAGCACUGUCGUAAAGUGAAUGAGUAUCUCAACAAUCCUCCAAUACCUGGUGCUUUGGGUGGGAGUGGAAGUGGCGGCCAUGAGCUCUCAGCAUUAGGAGGUGAGGGUGGCUUGCAAAGUCUUCUUGGAAAUAUGAGCCAUAACCAGCUCAUGCAGCUGAUCGGACCAACGGGCUUAGGAGGACUUGGUGGGCUUGGUGCACUGACAGGGCCUGGCCUGGCUAGCUUACUGGGAAGUGGGGGACCCCCGACCAGCAGCUCAUCGUCAAGUUCUCGCAGCCAAUCAGCUGCUGUAACCCCAUCUUCCACUACUUCCUCUACACGUGUAACACCAGCCCCGUCUGCUCCUGCGGCUGCAUCUGCAUCUGCAACUAGUCCCAGCCCUGCACCAAGUUCAGGCAAUGGAACCAGCACAGCAACAAGCCCAACUCAACCCAUUCAGCUGAGUGACCUUCAGAACAUUUUAGCUACUAUGAAUGUGCCAGCUGGAGCAGGAGGACAGCAAGUUGACUUGGCCAGUGUGCUGACUCCUGAGAUCAUGGCUCCCAUUCUGGCAAAUGCUGAAGUUCAAGAGCGGUUGCUGCCUUAUCUUCCAUCUGGGGAAUCACUGCCGCAGACAGCAGAAGAGAUUCAGAACACUCUGACAUCUCCCCAGUUUCAGCAGGCAUUGAGCAUGUUCAGUGCUGCUUUAGCUUCAGGACAACUUGGUCCACUAAUGAGUCAGUUUGGCUUACCAGCUGAGGCAGUAGAUGCAGCAAAUAAAGGUGAUGUAGAAGCAUUUGCUAAAGCAAUGCAGAACAAUGUCAAGUCAGACCAAAAGGAGGGAGAAUCAAAGGAAAAGAAAGAUGAAGAGGAAGAUAUGAGUUUAGAUUAAAUUAUCUGCUCUCCCUUAUGAAUAGUCCUAAGACAUUAAUUUAAGCAACUUCAGUAGGAUUACUAGCUAACUUCAUAUUAUCCUUACACUAAAUCUACAAAUAAAGGAUUUUUAUCUGCCAAA